Molecule: messenger RNA, 1933 nt
Organism: Oldenlandia corymbosa var. corymbosa
Lineage: Eukaryota; Viridiplantae; Streptophyta; Magnoliopsida; Gentianales; Rubiaceae
Source: the annotation of a GenBank genome assembly
GAAAUUCUGAUUGCAACAUUUGAAGAUAGGGUUCAUGUGUAUGAUCUAUAUGGUCGUGUGGUUGCAUUCUCCUUUAUAGCUAUAAACUUUUUUUUUUUUCCCUUCCAAUUAAGUUUUUGUCUUUUUGAUUUUAAUAAUUUCUUUUUCUUUCAGGAAGUCACGUGAAUGUCUUAGGCCACAGGCCAGCCAUUGUUAAUAGCUUUAUGGUGCCCCCCCUCCUUUCUUCAACCCCUUUAUAAGCCUUUUUCCACUCUACUCAUUAGGCCCUUUUUAGAUCAAUCGAUCCUUUCUUCUGAAUUCACUUUCCCCCAAAAGCUUUCCAUCUAGAAUCAGAACUUCUAAUUUUAUCAUCUCUUUAGCUGCUUGUUGUCUUCCUUUUUGAAUCAUAUACACAGUAGAGCAAUUUAUUUUGUCUUUCUUUGAUCUUGAUUUUUGUUUUUUUGUUUUUUUCAAUUUCCCAAACCCAAUGAUUCCGAACUUCAUGAACUCACAAGCUCCUUCUCCAUUUCCUGUUGAUCAUGAUCAUCAGUUCUUCUUCCCAAGUAAUUAUCAACCAGCUGCAGCAGCUUCAUCAUCUUCUUCUUCUGCUCAUGUUUCUUAUUCUGUAUUCUUCACUUCGCCUCAUCAGCCUCAGGAUCAUCCUCAACAACCCGAAUAUAGUCGUUUUGAAAUGCAUCCGGAUCAACAGCCUCAACAAGAGGAUGUAAACCAUGCUUCAUACGCGGGAUCACAAGAUUUAGGUGAUCAGAAGAAGCCUAAUAAAGGUAUAAAGAUUACCCUUUGGAAGAAUGAGGAAAGUCAUAAUCAAAAUGGUGGUGAUGAUCAGGAGAAUCCAGCAAUGAAGUGGAUGUCUUCAAAGAUGAGGGUGAUGCAAAAGAUGAAGAAGUCUGAAGAUCAUCAUCAUCACCAUCAUCAGAAACACCCAACAUCUUCACCUGAAGAAACUGAUCACUUCAGCAGCAACAGUAACUCCUCAAACAACAGUAACACCAGUACCACUCCAUUUAGGGUUUGUGCUGAUUGCAACACAACCAAAACCCCACUCUGGAGAAGUGGACCUAAAGGCCCCAAGUCGCUCUGUAACGCUUGUGGGAUCCGACAAAGAAAGGCGAGGAGGGCCAUGGCGGCGGCUGCAGCGGCUGCAAACGGCGCAACCCAACAAAUGGAGACCAAUAAGACAUCAUCACUGAAGAUCAAAGUGCAAACCAAAGAAAAAUCGAAGAAUAAUACUAAUGGGCUGAUGACUACUACUCCAUUCAAGAAGCGGUCCAAAAUGCUCACAGCAGCAGCUGGAAUAACAACAACAUCAUCUCCUCAUCAUGCACAGCAACAACAGAAGAAGAAGACUAAUAACGUUUUCGAGGAUUUCUUACUCAACUUGAGUAACAAUUUAGCCUUUCAUCAUGUGUUUCCGCAAGAUGAGAAAGAAGCUGCAAUCCUUCUGAUGGCCUUAUCCUGUAAUUUGGUUCAUGGUUGAUCAACCAAAUUCCCUUGGGUCCCAUUCCCAUAUCAUCGUACGUACGUUUUGGUCAGUUAAUUUUGUUAUGUUCUUCAGAUAUGGUGUUUUUUCCCCCUUCCCCCCCACAUACCAUUAAUUAUUUAGCCUUUUGUUAGACGAUUAGUAGAAAGAUUCAUGAGUGAGAGUGACCUAGCUAGCUCUAGAAAAUAAGAUUAGUUUUUAUUGCAUUACUCAAUUAAGGAGUAGUACGAUAAUAAGUUAAAUUUGUGUGAUGAGUGUUUUCCUUUUUCUCUCCCUUUUGUUGUUAAAGAAGUAGUGGUGUGAUACAAUUUGAUCGAACAGGUUGAUAACCAAAAUGUGGAUCUCUUGUUCUUGAUCUAUAUCUAUGUGUGCUGUCAGUUUUAAUGAAGCAUUCAAAUUAUAAUUUUCAGUUAUGCAUCCAACUUCCUUAAUAUUGUGUCCAUGAAAAGAGAC